AUGUCAUCCUCGUCUAUUACGUCUAAACGCAGCAAGUUAGAGCGUAAGAAGGCUCGACUUAAUCGAAGAAAGAUUGCAGCAGAAGCAGAACGUGAUGCAUUGGCUCGAGAAGCUGAAGCAGCGCGUGUAGCGGCCAUUAGUCGCAGUCGUUUACGUCGUCUUCCGCCUUGGCUGCCCACGCUUCCAUCGACCAAUAGCUUCGACGCUGCAGUUAUUCAAGACCUGAACGACAUUUCAAGACCAGUUGCUCUUCGUUUAGGUGAAGAAAUGAUCCGUUAUUGUGCCUAUACACAAAGAUUAGUGGAUGCUGCACGCCAAUACAUUGAUGCAGCCAUUGCGCAUAUUUCUGAGGGGGUACGCACGAUUUGGCCUCAUGCGUCUGUCAUGUGCUUUGGUUCAUACUCUACUGGUCUUUGGCUUCCGUCUAGUGACGUAGAUGUAGUGAUUAUGGGACUGUCUAAUGCUAAGGAUCGGGAUGUACCGACACGUUUUGUCCCUGAUGGAGUAAAUGAGCUUGAACAAUUAGCAAGACAACUUCGACCUCAAAAAAGCUGGGUGCAACGUGUUGAUGUGGUACGAGGAGCUAAAGUUCCUGUGGCAAAGUUGUGUCUUCGACGUGGUAGUCAGCAGGAAGGUGAGAACUCGGUGUUAUUACGGGUGGAUAUUUCGAUCGAGAAUGUGCAGACAUGCAAUGGACUGGAAGCGAGCAAGUUGGUGCGACAAUAUGUGAAUAAUCUGCCUCGACUGAAACCGUUGAUAAUGGUGUUAAGACAGAUGCUACGAGAGAAAGCACUAAAUAGUGCAUUUACUGGAGGCUUGAGCUCGUAUGCUGUUACGUUGUUGGCCGUGUUUAUGAUGAAACUUCAACGGCAUGAGGAGCUAGAGAGUGAAAAUGACGAUGAAGAUCAGAACUAUAUAUUCAGCGAGAAACAAAUGCCUGAUGAACAACAGAACGCAAGGAAACUUGGUCAAUUGCUGCUUGAUUUUCUGGAGUAUUACGGAACUUCGUUUGAUUAUUUCACGACAGGACUUUCACUCAAACCCGAAGCAUUUGGCGCAUAUCCACUUGCACCACAUUUGUCAAUCACCAAUGGCUUGCCACUCAUGCCGCAACUUGUUAUUGACGACCCAGUGUAUAAGAACGGACAGCACAACGCUGCUGCAGGAGCAUUUGCGCUUGCUCGUGUAGUGGCCGCGCUAGAGGAUGGAUAUUUUGCAUUGUGGUAUCAUCGACCCACUGUGUUCACUCCGACUCCAUUGUGUCAAUUGCUGCACUGGUCUGGCCACCUUGUAAGUUACUCUUCUGUCACGUCGUCUACGACCCAGUAG
Peronospora belbahrii is the source of this 1329-nucleotide messenger RNA. The record is from the annotation of a GenBank genome assembly. NCBI's taxonomy places the organism in Eukaryota, Oomycota, Peronosporomycetes, Peronosporales, Peronosporaceae.